Olea europaea var. sylvestris is the source of this 711-nucleotide messenger RNA. RefSeq lists its product as uncharacterized. The transcript has 3 exons. The record is from RefSeq and is a predicted model, not a curated record. Lineage: Eukaryota; Viridiplantae; Streptophyta; Magnoliopsida; Lamiales; Oleaceae. Bases 1 to 711 code for a protein of 236 amino acids.
AUGUCUACAAACUACACAAAGCCCUCUAUGGUCUGGAGCAAGCUCCUAGAGCUUGGUAUGAGAGACUUACAUCAUACCUUGAAGAACAUGGAUUUUCUUGAGGAGAUUUAUGUCGAUGACAUAAUUUUUGGCUCUCCUCUUGAGUCUCUAGCUUAUGAGUUUGCUGAAUGUUUGAAGCAAGAAUUUGAAAUGAGUAUGGUUGGGGAGUUGAGUUAUUUCCUUGGACUUCAGGUAAGACAGACAAAGGAUGGACUGUUCAUUUCACAGUCCAAGUAUGCUAAGGAUCUAGUUAAGCGCUUUGGGCUAGAUAGUAAGAAGCAUACUAGGACACCUAUGAGUACUAGCUUGAAGUUAGGUCGUGAUCCUUCAGCUACUAGACCUGACAUUGCUUUUAGCGUUGGUGUGUGUGCUCGAUUUCAGGCAGAUCCAAAAGAAUCACACUUAAGCUCUGUUAGACGCAUCAUUAGAUAUGUGAGUGGUACAGUUGAUCUAGGGAUCUUCUAUUCUCGGAAUUUCAAUCUUGACUUGGCAAGUUACUCCGACGCCGAUUGGGCCGAGAACGCAGAUGAUAGAAAAAGUACGACAGGGGGUUGUUUUUACAUGGGUAGCAAUCUCGUAGCCUGGUUAAGCAAGAAAACGAAUUCUAUAUCACUAUCCACGGCAGAGGCUGAAUACAUAGCUGCAGGGAGUUGCUGCACUCAGCUUCUCUAG